UAUUGAAGAAGUGUGUAUGAGCGAUGUUGUUAACAGCGAAACCCCUGGCACAACCAUGGUUCUCAGAAGCAGCUCCGAAAUGGAGGUUAAGGUUAUCCACAGCAACAAUCAACAACAACAUGAACAUGAGGAUUACCCUCUCUGACUCUCACUCUCACUCUCAGACACACACUCCUCCGUUGGUGCCAAAGAAGAGGAUGAGGUAUCGGAAACUGUACCCUGGAGAGAGCACAGGAAUCACUGAAGAGAUGAGGUUCGUUGCCAUGAGACUCCGCAACCCCAACGUUCCCACCACUUCCCAAGACGAACCAGAUUCCGACACGUGGCAACCCUCCAUGGAAGGGUUCCUUAGGUACUUGGUUGACAGCAACCUCGUUUUCCACACAAUCGAACGCAUCGUCGACCAAUACGACGACGUUUCUUAUACGUACUUUAGGAAAACUGGGUUGGAAAGAUCAGAAGGGCUUUCAAAGGAUCUUAAAUGGUUUGAGGAACAAGGAGUUGUGAUUCCCAAUCCAAGCUCUCCGGGUCUUACUUAUGCCAAAUAUUUGGAGGAACUUGCGAAGGGAAGUGGACCCUUGUUUCUCUCCCAUUUCUACAAUAUAUAUUUUUCUCAUGUAGCUGCUGGUCAGGUCAUAGUAAAGCAGGUUUCUAAAAAGCUCCUGGAAAGUAAGGAGCUGGAGUUUUACAGAUGGGAAGGAGAUGUACAAGAAUUGCUGAAAGAUUUUCGUGCGAAUCUUAACAUGCUUGCAGAGCAUUGGUCUCGAGAUGAAAAAAAUAAAUGUUUAAAAGAAACUACGAAGUCAUUCCGGUUUUUGGGACAGAUUGUUCGUCUGAUCAUCUUGUAAAGAGACUUUUGGUUCUCUUUUAACAGGAUUGCCUUUGUCGAUGUAUUUUACUUCUUGCAGUGCGUUGCAAGUACAAAUUGUCUGGUUGCACAAUUGGACCAUUGAUUAAGCCCAAGAAGUGGUCUUGGUAUGUAGCUAUUUCUGAUAUUGGGUUGUUGGAGGGCGUUAACUGUAGCUUGGCAAACUCAACAAAUAUUACUGUUGUCACGUCUUACACUGAUUUCAAUGUCUUUUUUGGCUGCUGACAUCUGUUAUGGAUUUUUGCACAAUCCUUACUGAUAAGGAUUUUAACUAUUCAUCCAAGGGAAAAAUACUCAAAUUUUUCGUUAGACAUUUAGCUUAGCGGGAACUACUUCAGGCUCAUGAUAUAUAGUUAUCACCGUGAUGCUUCAGUAUUACUGAAGAUUUUGUUCAUAUUGUGGCCAUUAUUUCGCGCUAGCACUCUCU
Molecule: messenger RNA, 1295 nt
Organism: Gastrolobium bilobum
Lineage: Eukaryota; Viridiplantae; Streptophyta; Magnoliopsida; Fabales; Fabaceae
Product: probable inactive heme oxygenase 2, chloroplastic
Exons: 5
Coding region: 24-848 (274 amino acids)
Biological process (GO): heme oxidation; phytochromobilin biosynthetic process
Molecular function (GO): heme oxygenase (decyclizing) activity
Source: RefSeq, a predicted model, not a curated record